AUGGCUGAAGAAGAAAGACCAGAGUCAGAUGGUGAACGUGAAAUCUCCGAUUCUGAUUCCGAACCUGAACUCGAUCCUGCUGAAUACGAGAGGCGGCGAGACUUAUGUCUUCGACAAAUAAUACUCUCCGAACUUCAAUUCAACAAAUUGAAAAUUGUUCUUAGGGAUUUGAAGAUCAAGCAGUUGAUGAAACGGCGACAGGAUGUAUUGAAUCAGAGUGAUCCUGAGUUCAUUGUUAAGCAACAUGAACUUCUUGAGGAGUUUAACGCGCGCAAUAAGCUUACUGAAACAAUCCGUUGCCUUGAAAUGGACUCUCUCGAGAGGCGAACACUUGGUUUGAAGAAAAUCGCUGAGUCCAAUCAAGACGACAACAAAACCAUUGCACAGGAGAAAAUCCGGAACCAGUUGCUCAAUGAGAUCAUGAUCGAGAGGUCACGGCAAAUUCAAGAGAAGAUUGUUCAAUCCUAUUUUCUAGAUAAGCGUUUUGACUUGAAGAGGGAUUCUUCGAUGAUCUCUCACUCUGAAGUGGAGGCAAAACGCGCCCGUUUGAGCGUUCCUAUCAUCAUUCAUCAGCUUACUCAAGAACAAAUCGAUGUGGAUGUUCGAUCGGCCGAAUUGGCUGUACUGAUCGCAAAUGUUAAGGAGGAGGAGAGAAAAUCAAAGGAUCUCAAAAGUUUAUUGCUGCCUUGCAGAGGAUCUCGUCUCUCUAAGUAUAUGAUAUAUCCGUUGUCUCACAUCGACGUGACUCCUUCUCCAUCACUGAGAGAGUUGCUGGACAAAGGCACACGGAAAUUUGAUCUGCCAUUUGACAAUGAGGAACCAAUAGAUAUAACCGAGCGUUUUUUCGAGGAUUGUUCUAAACUAGCUCUUGGAGAAGUAGUUCGAUAUGAUUCAUUCACGCUUGGGGAAGCUAUGAGCGCAGUCGAAUUGAUGGACGAGAAGAUGGACAUUGGUAUGAAAAGAGUUACAAGACAAAUGGGUUUGGACGAAUCGAGGAGUAUGGGUUUGUAUGAAUCGAACUAUGCUGAACAGCUUACUAUUUAUGAUGGAACGCUAUGCUCAUUUGUCACUUGGCUUGAAGGCAGCUGUAUUGGACAAACGUUGUGGACCAAUGUGUUGCUUACCGAGCCUGAUCGGGUUCUCUACGAGGAACAUCCAGUCUUUGCUUGCCUUGCUCAUGGAUUCUUUCAUAUUGUUAUGCUUGUUAAGAGUGUGAUCCAAAAUGCUAGUGUUUAUGAGGAGGAGGAUUUCAAUCCUCAUCUUCCAUUUCCAUGCAAUUCACGGUAUUCGCUACAUGAGGUGCUACAGUUAAUGAAAGAUGUUGAACUUGAGCUUGUUUCAAAAGCUGAAAAGCCGGAUCACGCCAGCUUGAAAGUGGUAAUCUUGUCACUUUCUUCGCGGAUCGCAUUCAUGAGGUUAUUCCUGGUCACUAUCACACAUCUGGUCCCUCCACGAAGAGUGGAAUGCCCCGACCAGGACCCUCUCCAGCUUCCUCCACUGGAUGCUGUUGGAUUCAUAGCCAAUUUGGAUGCUGCCGCUGGUACAUCUUCCAAGCUUAUGUUUUUGUCAUCGAAGUUUCUAGAGACUUCGCUGAAUGAGGGGGCCCCACGUCCUGAAGGAGUGGAACAAGAUGGAGAUUUCUCUUGGCUUGUCGCAUUUGAGCCCGAGUAUAAUAGGAAAUAUCUGCCGUCUACUUUCCCUAGAAAAAUAGAAAUCCUUCCUCGCGAGAAGGCACUUCCUCACCUCCACCGUAUAGCUUGCAAGAUUCACUUCAUUGUCACUCAACUCCCAAACAAUUUGUUAGAUUCUGCAAGCCUCGUUGAAUUCAUGAAAUGGUUCAGUUAUGAUGACAGCUGCGUUUUGACUCGAUCCAUAUUGCAGAUGGUGGUUUAUCCUCUCGACGACAAUGUGCUAGGUACACAGCCCACUGCUUUGCUCGUCGAAAGGUCGAUAAGGAACAUGGUAUUUCCUUUAGCAUUGGUUCCACACACUCCUUUAUAUGACAAUGAAGAGUGCCGCAAAGUCGUCGAGGAUUUUACAAUGAACACUACAAGAGUGAUGCUCAGUCUGUAUCAAAACUUUGGUUUCAAUCUUGCUAGACAAAGGGAUAAGCUGGUAGUAAUCAUGGAGGAGAUGAAUGAACUGCAUGAGGAUGCUUGUCGUGCAGAUGCUGUUUGCAGACAAAUUGUUUCUGUUCACAAUAAAUACAACCCGUUCGUCACAUAUGUCUUUACCCAAACUCUCUACCUUGUUCUUUACCACCUAGAGCUGAGCUUUCGACUCGAUCUGUUUGCUCCCUUUGAAUUCCCCUACGUAUACUGGUUUUAUGGUGAAGUUCUUGGAAGAUGGUACAUGACAUCUAUAGAAAAAACACGUGAGCUUAUGAAGGACACUUUGAAGAAAGAAACCGAACUGCUUGAAAAUUCGAGAAGGAAUAAGAAGAAAUUGAAACCACGCCUAAACCACGAAGAACAUUUUCGCAUCCGCUCAGGAGUUUGUCAAGACCAAUUAAUCCUAAGGUACGGACAUUCUGCAAUGGCAGAUGCUACUUUUCACAUGACUGUCGCCUUGAUCAAGAUGGGUGAAAUUCGGGUACCGAUGUGGAAUGAGGAUUCGGAACGCCUUCGCUUUGAGCAUCGUAUGGCAUUUCUUUCAAGCGUUGGUGAUCCACUUCAUGUGACCUACGAUGAAUUUCUCGUCCGGAGCAAGAUCCGAGAAUUGGUAGAAGGAGAUGUCACUGUUCCUUUACAAAGGGCAAUCGACACCUUCGAAUUGGCUCGUAAUCAGUUUGAAAAGCUUGUCGAUCGCCCCGAGUUUACCGCGCAUACGAAACCUGUGAUAUUAGUGUGCCGAACAAAUGUCGUAGUUGCUCGUCUAUUGCUGGCUGGAAAUGUACGAGAUCGUCGCAUUUCGUAUCAUUUCAUGCCAGAGUCUCCCGUGUUUCCGAUUCUCAAGCUAGUCGCAGAGAAGUAA
Messenger RNA from Necator americanus (New World hookworm), 2973 nucleotides. RefSeq lists its product as uncharacterized. Gene Ontology annotation, biological process: N-terminal peptidyl-methionine acetylation. The coding region runs from base 1 to 2973 and encodes 990 amino acids. The record is from RefSeq and is a predicted model, not a curated record. The transcript is spliced from 26 exons. Lineage: Eukaryota; Metazoa; Nematoda; Chromadorea; Rhabditida; Ancylostomatidae. Gene Ontology annotation, cellular component: NatC complex.